Messenger RNA from Conger conger (European conger), 2792 nucleotides. It is a transcript of the gene rpa1, whose product is annotated as replication protein A1. Lineage: Eukaryota; Metazoa; Chordata; Actinopteri; Anguilliformes; Congridae. Bases 154 to 2061 code for a protein of 635 amino acids. Gene Ontology annotation, molecular function: single-stranded telomeric DNA binding; damaged DNA binding. Gene Ontology annotation, biological process: telomere maintenance via telomerase; meiotic cell cycle; DNA replication. The transcript is spliced from 18 exons. Gene Ontology annotation, cellular component: DNA replication factor A complex; nucleus. The record is from RefSeq and is a predicted model, not a curated record.
UUAUGAACAAUCUCGCGCGUUCCGAGCUAAACUUGGCGCCACGGAUUUAGCAGGAGGAGAAAGGAGUAGCGUGGUAUCAAGCAGGCAUAUUUGGAAACAUAUUUAGGUGUUUGCUGAAGUCACAUAUAAAUAAAUCAUAUUUCGUUGUAAAAUAUGAGUGUCAAGCUAACAGAAGGAGCCAUUGAGGCUUUCACAAAAGGCUCAGAGGUACCCCCUAAUCCACUGCUGCAAGUAGUGAAUGUCCGUAAGAUUGAUGGGGGCAGCGGACCAGCCAGGUUCCGGCUAAUGAUGAGCGACGGGCUCUACACCAUGUCCUCAUUCAUGCUGUCCACAUCGCUGAACAGCAUGGCUGAGCAGAACACCAUGGCCCCCAACUGCAUCUGCUUGGUGAAGAAGAAUGUGACCAACACGCUGAAGGAUGGGAGACGUGUGGUGAUCAUCUUGGACAUGGAGGUGGUGAAGUCAGCAGAGGAAGUGGGGGGGAAGAUUGGUGAGCCCACCCCUUAUGUGGAAGGCCAAUCGAAGACCACAGCGCCCCCUGCUCCCGUGGCCCAACCAUUGCAGCCCCGGAACAUGAGUGAUGCUCUGCAGAGCGGGAGGACGGCCCAGCAGAACGUUCCGGGCUCGUCUAAGCCGACCGGAAGACGGCCAGCUGUGGCGGUCUCCUUGGGGACCGCCCCUGGGAACAGAGGUCCCAGCAGAGAUUUUGGGAGGAAAGCCAUGCCCAACCUCCCCAGCACCCCCGGAGGGGCCUCUAAGGUUGUGCCCAUUGCCAGCCUGAACCCCUAUCAGUCCAAGUGGACCAUCCGCGCUCGCAUCACCAACAAGAGCGGCAUUCGCACCUGGAGCAACUCUCGCGGCGACGGCAAGCUGUUUUCCAUGGAGAUCGUGGAUGAGACGGGUGAGAUCAGAGUGACCGCUUUUAACCAGGAAGUGGACAAAUUCUUCAGCCUCAUCGAGGCGGGCAAGGUGUACUACAUCUCCAAAGGCACCCUUAAGAUCGCCAACAAGCAGUACACGUCCGUGAAGAACGACUACGAAAUGACCAUGAACGGCGAGACCACCGUCAUCCCCUGCGACGACGCCCAGGACGUUCCCAUGGUGCAGUGCGACUUCGUCUCCAUCGCCGACCUCGAGACGCGCGACAAGGACGCCAUCCUCGAUGUGAUCGGGGUGUGCAAGAGCGUGGACGAGGUCUCCAAGAUCACCACCAAGAACAACCGCGAGGUCUCCAAGCGCGCCAUCAACCUCAUGGACGCCUCCGGGAAGAUGGUGACGGUCACGCUGUGGGGCGACGAGGCAGAGAAGUUUGACGGGUCAGGGCAGCCCGUCCUGGCCAUUAAAGGGGCGCGGCUGUCCGAUUUUGGAGGGCGGUCCCUCUCCGCUCUCUUCAGCAGCACCGUGAUGAUCAACCCAGACAUCCCUGAGGCCUACAAGCUCCGAGGCUGGUACGAUAAGGAGGGCCACGCUCUGGAUGGCCAAUCGGUGACUGAGAUGAAGGGAGGUGGAGGAGGAGGAGGAGGGAACUCCAACUGGAAGAUGCUGAGCGACGUGAAGUCCGAGCACCUGGGGCAUGGAGAGAAGGCUGAUUACUUCAGUGCCGUGGCCACCAUCGUGUACCUGCGUAAGGAGAACUGCCUGUACCAGGCCUGCCCCACACAGGACUGCAACAAGAAGGUGGUGGACCAGCACAACGGCAUGUUCCGCUGCGAGAAGUGUGAUCGCGAAUUCCCCAACUUCAAGUACCGCCUCAUCCUCUCUGCCAACAUCGCUGACUGUGGGGAUAACCAGUGGGUGACCUGCUUCCAGGAGAGCGCUGAGGCCAUCCUGGGCCAGGACGCAGACUACCUGGGCAAGCUGAGGGAGUCGAGUGAAGCAUCCUUUGACGAAGUCUUCCAACAAGCCAACUUCAACACGUACAACUUCCGCAUCAGAGUCAAGCUGGAAACCUACAACGACGAGUCCCGGAUCAAAGGCACCGUGAUGGAUGUCCAUCCCGUGGACCACCGGGAGUACAGCCGGCGGCUCAUCAGCAGCAUCAGGAAGCUGGAGGCCCAGUAGAGCCCAGCCCGCGCUUCCAGAACCUUCCGCCGAGUCCGGGGAGGGGCCCCACAGAUACAACGCAGCGCUUCGUAACAGUGGCCUAUUUCAGUCUGACAUAUUUGCUUUUUUUUUUUUUUUUCAGGUUACUUAGAAAUGUACAUAUGUAUUUCUUUUUUAAUGUGAAGGUUUAAUUUCCCCAGGCUUGUGUGAUAUGGUGGAAUGGGUUGGCAGUAGAGAGAUGGGGCUGUAGUGUGUAUUUCAGGUGUCCCCAUGUUUUCCUCAUCACCAGUGAUGGCGCCUCAUCGGUGGCUCUGGUCCCCCCCCCCCCCUCAUUCUCCCUCUCCAACACUUGCACACAGCCAGUAUGUUUAGCCAAAGUUUCAUUUCAGACAAAUGUGUUGGCUAGCAAUUAAUAAUUAGUAUCUUCCUCAGAAUGGUAAUUUUAUUAUCUCGUCUGCUAGCUAGCAAAUCACUGUGAAGUCAAAUGUGUACCGUAAGCGUGGUAUCAGUGUUGGGGGUUUUUUGGGGAGGUGGGGGGCGGCUACUGCGGAUCACUCCCAACUCUCUCAUUGGGCUUCAUCAGAAGGGGCCUGCGCUCUCUUCCCCCAUAUCUCCAUACGCACCUGAAUCCUUUUUAUGUACAUUAGAAACAUUUGAAUAUGCUUUUCUGUACCUCAUCCUCAAGUGUAGACAAGUUCACAAAAAUGUGUAAUAAUAAUAAUAAAUAAGUUUAAAAAAAUAAAAUAAAA